GCGCAGCACGGAGUCGGCUCGACGUCGGGGGCGCACGUCGUGAGACAGCCGUGACACAAGGCGGAAAAGGAUGUGACAGGAAGGCUGCGAGUGCUCCCGGGGGGCGGGAAACAAUCAAGCCACCUCGUUACUGCGUUCGCCGAGCGUGACAAGCAAGAUGGAGUCCGCACUGAUCAACUUGCGGGCUUUUUUCGCCCGUCCGGCGCAGAAAGAGUUCCGAGCCCUGCUCGUCCUAAUGCGGUGGAGUCACCGCCUGCCCAGAAAACGUCACGAUCAACGGUGGCAAAAAGACUGCGAGUUCAUUCCAUCUUAAGAUGAUUGGAGUGAUCAACUCGGCGUGGAGAACGCUCUCAAUUAACGUGUCGUCAAUGGCCUCCCGCAGAAGAAACGUCGCCCUCAUCACCAUCGGGGCAGUCGGAGUUGCCUCCUUGUUCUUCUACUGGCGGCAAGACGACUUUGUCAGGCUGAAGCCCGUCCUCGUGGACAAAGAUCUAGACACGAGGCGCCCCGGCUACGCCGUCUACACCGCUGGUUGUAAGAUCCCCGACUUCAAUCCGUUCCACUGGACCGUUGCCAGCAUCUACCGCAAGCAGCACAUGUACGCUUGUCCCGGAAGGCCAAGUUUCAUCAAACUCGUGGGAAACGUGCCUUCUAUCAACGAGGUCAAUCUCUGGGACUAUUAUCAGAAGGAGCCCAAGAGUGUCGUCUGCUUCUACCAGGACAUCACGAGGAACGAGAACAAGACCGUGCCAGACUCCGAGGUUCUCUAUUCGACGAGAACGAGGCUGGUGUUUGGUGUCCCUCUCUUGAAAGAGCGGGUGUUUGUGGAGUGCAGUUCUGCCGGAGCGAAGUUUCACGAGGAAUUCCUCAUAGUGCCCGUCCUGAAAGAAAGCGUCGAGACGCGUUGCGAAGAAGCGACUGCCCGUGCAAACUCUAGUGCUGAACGGCUCAACGUAGUGAUUAUAGGCUUGGAUUCCGUUUCGCGACUAAACUCGCUUCGCCAUUUGAAAAAGACUCGCAGCUUUCUGUUCGAUAACUUUGACGUCAUAGAGCUGUAUGGUUACAACAAGGUCGGGGAUAACUCCUUUCCAAAUCAGCUACCACUAUUAACGGGACUUUCGGACAAAGAAGUUCUAUCCCUGAGCCCGGAUAGGUACUACGACAAUCAAGAUUUUAUCUGGGACACCUAUGCGGACUUGGGGUAUCGAACCUUGUUCAUGGAAGAGAGUCCUAGGUUCGGACUUUUCAACUAUUUUUCUAACGGCUUUCGGGAGAUCCCCACGGACUACUACACCCGUCCAGCGAUUUUAGCGAUAGACACGUCCAAACAAAAACGGUUCAUAGGUGGCGGAAAAGGCUGCGUCGGUUCCAGGGUUCAAACCGAGAUGUACCUCGAGUACACUACGUCUCUGUUAUCCUUCCUGGGUAACCGUUCUUAUUUUACUUACACCUGGAUAUCCGACGUCACGCACGAUAACCUCAACUCCGCCGGCUACGCCGACACUCCUUUCUUGCGAGCCUUCGAGAGGCUGCAAAAGAACGGCGUCAUGAACAAGUCUCUCGUGGUGUUCCUAAGCGACCACGGGAUGCGCUACGGGCCUAUCCGCCGGACGCUCGUCGGCAAAUACGAGGACCGGCUGCCUUUCGCCUUCCUCAUGUUUCCUCCCGAAUUCCGCCGAAAGUACCCGGAGGCCGUCCGCAACCUGAAGAUUAACCAGUACCGCCUUACGACGCACUACGAUCUCCACGCCACACUCCUGGAGCUCGCCAACUUUCCGAACCGCAACUCGUCUUUCAAGACGUCGCAUGGACUCAGCCUUCUGCACGAGAUUCCAGAGAGCCGGACGUGCAAGGAGGCGUCAAUAGACGCGCACUGGUGCUGCUGCCACGAGACGGGAGACUUUCCGGCAGCCCAUAGGCUGUCGCGGAAGAUGGCACGUUUCGUGCUGGGUACCGUCAACGGCUGGCUGCAAGAAGGGGCGCCCGGAAAGUGCAAGACGCUUCGCCUGCAGAACCUCAUCGACGUCUACGAGGUGUCCGUGGACCCCAACGGCGAUUCUCGCUACUUCUGGGUGACACUAAGUGCGACUCCCGGAGGCGCAUUUUUAGAAGCGACCGUUGCGGUGAACAGUACAGAGGGGAUGUCCGCAGAACGCGUUAGCCGUCUCGACUGGUACGGAGCGCAGUCGUCGUGUGUUAAAAGCCAUUUUCUCGAGCUUUACUGUGUCUGCAAGAAGUGAUGGUACACUUCCGUGCGACUGCCCUUACUUCAGACGCUCGCAGCUGUAGAUAUGCCAUGUAGGCUCUCGCAGUGAGAUAUCCUAUCAUCCAUACGUCGUAUGAGCGACCAUGUGCCUCUAUUCUAUACUGAAAGCCACGAGUAUGCUUAGUCAAAAUAAAUAUAAAUCGCAAUCUCUUUCAUAUGCCGCGAAUGCAUUAAGAGAUGAGUAAAGCGCCGCGGUGUGGUUUUAGCCUACACUAGUUGCAGUAUCUUGUAACUCAAGCGAAAUGCAGCUCUUACGAGCUCGUAAACUGCUCACAACCAGUA
Molecule: messenger RNA, 2548 nt
Organism: Ixodes scapularis (black-legged tick)
Lineage: Eukaryota; Metazoa; Arthropoda; Arachnida; Ixodida; Ixodidae
Exons: 4
Coding region: 315-2240 (641 amino acids)
Source: RefSeq, a predicted model, not a curated record